AUGGAUAAUGUUAGGGCUGGAUGGCUAGUGAAACAAGGGGGAAGUUGGAAGAGUUGGAAAAAGCGCUGGUGUGUCUUAACACCGACGGGGAUGAUAUUUUAUUUUAAAGAUAAAAAGGAUGUGAACAGCUUAGGGUGUGUUGAUGUGAAUUCUGCGUCGGAGGUCUUAGUUGAAGAUGAGAAGAAAAAAAAUUGCUUUGGGAUAGUGACACCCAAUCGUACUUUUUUCAUGGCUGCAGAGUCCUCAGAAGAGCGGGACAAUUGGAUCCAAAGUGUUUCUCGUUUUCUGAAAACAAAGACGGGGACUACACAACCUUCCAAAGCUGAAGGUCAACCGCAAGCCGUUGUAGAUGGACAAGGGCAGAAAAAGAAGACGGUUGAUGACUUUGAAAUGCUAUCAUUAAUAGGAAAGGGGUCUUUUGGUAAAGUGAUGCAAGUGAAAGAGAAGGAGACUGGGAAAGUUUAUGCGAUGAAGAUCUUGAAUAAGUCGCAUAUUAUUGAUAAUAAUGAAGUCGAACAUACAAUGGCAGAGAAGAGUGUGUUAUCCAAAUCUAAGAAUCCAUUUUUGAUGCAAAUGCACUACUCCUUCCAAACUGGUGAUAAGUUAUACUUCAUUCUCGACUUUGUCAAUGGCGGGGAACUGUUCUCUCAUUUACAACGGGAGCACCGGUUCUCUAUUGAACGAACGCGAUUUUAUGCUGCGGAGUUAUUAAUUGGAUUGAAAUAUCUUCAUGAUGCGGGGAUUGUAUACCGUGACUUGAAGCCUGAAAACAUCUUAUUAACAGACGACGGUCAUAUUUGUAUUACCGACUUUGGACUGUGUAAAGAAGGGUUGACUGAUAAAGACCAAACAAAUACAUUCUGUGGAACACCGGAAUACUUAGCGCCAGAAAUCUUGUUGGGGAAUGGAUAUGGCUUUGCUGUUGAUUGGUGGAGUUAUGGCACUUUAAUCUAUGAAAUGUUAUUGGGACUGCCACCCUUCUUUGAUAAUGACGUCCAAACGAUGUAUCAGAAAAUAGUCUCGGACGACGUUCGAUUCCCGAAAAACACGCCGCCGGCUAUUAAAGAUUUUGUCGCCGCGUUACUCCAGAAAGACCCAACAGAUCGGUUGACCGACCCGGAUGUGAUGAUGAAGCAUCCCUUCUUUAAAAACAUGGACUUCGACUUAGUGCUUGCAAAAAAGAUCAAACCGCCAUUCAUACCAAACGUGACAAGUAAAGAUGACACUGCAAUGAUCUCGGAGGAAUUCUUGGAAGAGACACAAGACGCUAUUAAUGAGGAGAAACAAUCUGUUCCGAGGAAUGGAGGAGUCGACUUCUCGGGGUUUACAUACGUCAGUAAGUAA
Molecule: messenger RNA, 1344 nt
Organism: Entamoeba invadens IP1
Lineage: Eukaryota; Evosea; Mastigamoebida; Endamoebidae
Exons: 1
Coding region: 1-1344 (447 amino acids)
Biological process (GO): protein phosphorylation
Molecular function (GO): protein serine/threonine kinase activity; ATP binding
Source: RefSeq, a predicted model, not a curated record